AUGACCGCGUUCGAUUGCUUAGAUAUCCACCAACCCAUUAAUAAAAAUAAUUCUCACACCAACUACACCGAAAGCAUUAACUACAUCAACAACCACAACAACAACAAUAACAACAACAACAGCAGCAGCAGCAAAAGUAGUAACAUCAAUAACAACAAUAAUAAUAAUAAAAAUGACGAUGAUGAUGAUGAUGAUUGUCCUGAUAAUGAUCUUGGUACUGACAACGAGGUAUUUGAUAAAUAUCAGUUCUUCGUGAACGCGUUCUCUUACGAAGGAUGGAUGGUUAAAGACAUUCAUUCAUCUCUGGAUAAGUUCAUGUCGCAAUUCGGAGAGAUCAUGAUGAAAAGAGAGGGAAAUGGAAAAAGAGAGAGUGAUGGAAAGAAAGAGAAUGGUAGAGGAAAGGAGAGGAAUGGUGUUGGUGAUGGUGGUGUCGGAGGAGGGAGAGAUAGUGAUGGUUUUGUGAGAGAGUGUUUGACGUGUUUCCAGCAGAAACAGAAAAAAAAAUUUCAGUUCGACUUUGAGUAUUCUCCCACAUAUUUUCCCGUUAAAAAUCACUCGAACAUAGAACAUCAUAUCGACAUUUUCUCAAUGGAGAGCAAGAUUGGACGAGUUGUUUGUGGAAAGCAAAAACUUGGCGCCAAUUUACCUGAGAAGAAGAUGUCUGCCUGCGAAUUGUUACAUCGUAAAGUGCAUACUUGAGUACAGAUGCCCUUUCAAC
This is a messenger RNA of Helobdella robusta, 718 nucleotides long. RefSeq lists its product as hypothetical. Bases 1 to 699 code for a protein of 232 amino acids. The transcript has 5 exons. The record is from RefSeq and is a predicted model, not a curated record. Lineage: Eukaryota; Metazoa; Annelida; Clitellata; Rhynchobdellida; Glossiphoniidae.